CACACUUGCGUAAACGCAAUUCAAUUCAAUUAUUUUUGUUAGCUCAAUUAUCUUGUUAUUAUAAUGGUCGUCAAGGAGUAUAUGAAGCUCCAGAAAUCCCGCAGCGUGGCACCCAUCGCUCGCUAUGUUCCGAGACUUCAUUCCAAGGCAGCGAGAAUGGCCAAAAAACACGAAACCGCACAGCAGCUUAGGGUCAGCAAAAAUGAUAAUAUGGAGACUGAACGCGAGAAAGGAGAAGGUCAGUUUGGCGCCGAACGGAACCACAGCUCGACGGCCAAUGAUUCGGCAGAGACAGGGCAGAUGGCUCAGGAUCAACUUGACAAGCUAGAUUCCGAGGUUACUCCGGAGAAGAUCGAAAAGUUCAACAAAAAGUUUCACACGGCGAAGGUCCAAAUGCACACCGUCGUGCGGAAGGCGCUGGCACUUGAGAAGCUGAGGGUUUCGACGCGCAUCAAGAGGGCCCAACUUGAGCGGGAGGACCCGAAGCUGUUGGAGAUUGAUCAGUCCUUGCCAGCCAAGAAGCAGCAGGAGCUGUUGAAAAAACAGCAGAAACUGCUUUCUGUCGAGGAGGCCGAGGCGCUCCUGGAGAAAAUAAAAGCAAUGGACACGGCGCACCUUGCGAACAUCAUGUACUACAAACUAGCCAAGCGCAGCUCAAUCAUCAGGGACCAGACAAUGGAGUCUGUUGCCACCCCCGAGGUUGUCGCUGCCUUGAACGACUCGUAUAUUAAUCACUUUUUCAGCAUGCAGAGCAUCUUGAACACCCUCAAGUACCACAUUCUCGAACUUGAGUCUGUACUUACCAUUGACAAGCGGAGUAAGGAGGAUAAGGUGAUUUUGGCCGAAAAGCUUGCGGAGAAGAGAAGUAGAAAGGCCGCUGCCAAGGAGGCCGCAAGAAUCGCUGCAAACGCAAAGGAGAGGCGUGUUGAAAACGGCAUUUCCGACUCUGAGGUUGAUCCCGUCAUUGUUCCUGCCGCCAGGCAUGUUGUCAAGUUCAACGCCAAACCGUCCCACAAGUCUGGCUCUGGCUCUGGAUACGGUUCUGGCUCCGGCUCUGAUUUUGCGUCUGAGAGUGGUAAUGAAAAUGAAGGUGGCGAUGACCAUGGAUAUGAGUCCGUAUCCGAUCUGGACGCCGAGCUAGCAAAGAAGCACCAAAAGCCCACCAAGCGCAAUGACGAUUCCAUAAAAUCAACAUUUGUUGGAAGCCUCGACGACUUUGUUAGCGAUGACAACAUCAGUGACAGCGAUAGUGAUGAUGAGGUUGCUGAGCCCAAACGCAAGCGCAAGGAAGAGCCCAAAGCCAAGAGCUCCAAGAAGUACAAGGGUGGCAAGGAUGCUUAUGACGAGGUGGCGGACAAGGACUUCAAAAACAUCUACGGCACUGCAGAUGCAGAGCGCAAGAAUCGUCCCGGACAGCGUGCGCGCCGCCAAAAGUUUGAAAAGAUGUACGGCAAGGAUGCCAACCAUGUCAAGCUGAUGGAGAAGGACAAGAAGGAGAAGCCCCGCCAGCCUGCUCCUCAAUUCCAGAAAAAGUCGGACAAUAAGCCGAUCGCACCUGCUGCCAAGUCCGAGGCCAUGCAUCCGUCAUGGGAGGCCAAGAUCCGCCAGAAGAAGAUCAUGGAGCAAGCCAAGUCCAUUCAGGGAACCAAGAUUGUAUUCGACUAACUUUGGGUCAAAAUUAAUGUUUUAGAUCAACUUUUGUGGCUGUGCUAAAAUAAAAAAUAUUUUGCUCAUACCGAA
Molecule: messenger RNA, 1740 nt
Organism: Kickxella alabastrina
Lineage: Eukaryota; Fungi; Kickxellomycota; Kickxellomycetes; Kickxellales; Kickxellaceae
Product: BUD22-domain-containing protein
Exons: 1
Coding region: 64-1665 (533 amino acids)
Source: RefSeq, a predicted model, not a curated record